This is a messenger RNA of Etheostoma cragini (Arkansas darter), 3584 nucleotides long. RefSeq names its product potassium voltage-gated channel, KQT-like subfamily, member 3 (gene kcnq3). Gene Ontology annotation, molecular function: voltage-gated potassium channel activity. The transcript has 14 exons. Bases 40 to 2283 code for a protein of 747 amino acids. Gene Ontology annotation, cellular component: membrane. The record is from RefSeq and is a predicted model, not a curated record. Lineage: Eukaryota; Metazoa; Chordata; Actinopteri; Perciformes; Percidae. Gene Ontology annotation, biological process: transmembrane transport; potassium ion transport.
GUACUGGAUACCUGGUAUGCCGUGGUCUCCCCCUGCAGCAUGUACUCACCUGUUGUUGUUAUUCUGUGUCUCUGCAGGUUUUUAAUCGUUCUGGGAUGCUUGAUUCUCGCCAUUCUGACGACAUUCAGGGAACACGAGAAGGUGUCGGCACACUGGCUCGUCAUACUGGAAACCUUCGCCAUCUUCAUAUUCGGAGCAGAGUUUGCACUGAGGGUCUGGGCGGCGGGAUGUUGCUGCCGCUACAAAGGAUGGCGGGGGAGGCUCAAGUUCGCCCGCAAACCGCUCUGUAUCCUAGACAUCUUCGUGCUGAUUGCCUCGGUGCCGGUGGUGGCGGUGCGUAACCAGGGCAACGUGUUGGCCACGUCCCUGCGCAGCCUGCGCUUCCUGCAGAUCCUGCGGAUGCUGCGCAUGGACCGGAGGGGGGGGACCUGGAAACUGCUGGGGUCGGCCAUCUACGCUCACAGUAAGGAGUUGAUCACAGCCUGGUACAUCGGCUUCCUGUCUCUCAUCCUGGCGUCCUUCCUGGUCUACCUGGUGGAGAAGGACGACGUCUCCAUGGACGUGUCCAACCAGGACAACCCCACCGCUCAACCCAAACCGCAGGACUUCGACACCUACGCCGACGCACUGUGGUGGGGGCUGAUCACGCUGACCACCAUCGGUUACGGGGACAAAACCCCAAAGACCUGGGCUGGGAGACUGUUAGCCGGCACUUUUGCUCUGAUCGGAGUGUCCUUCUUUGCUUUGCCUGCAGGGAUUCUGGGCUCAGGUUUGGCUCUGAAGGUCCAGGAGCAGCACCGACAGAAGCACUUUGAGAAGCGCCGCCAUCCUGCCGCCGGGCUCAUCCAGUCCGCCUGGCGAUAUUAUUCCACCAAUCCAAUCAGGGAAGACCUCAUAGCCACGUGGAGAUUUUAUGAAACCAUCAUCUCUCUCCCCUGUUUCAGGAAGGAGCAGUUGGAGGCCAUGGCGAGCCAAAAACUGAGUUUACUCGAGCGUGUUCGCCUUCAGAACUCGCGGCCGUCGGUCGGGACGGGCCGGAGGCUCACGGGUCACGCCGACUCCAUCGAGGAAAGUCCCUCCAAGGACCCCAAACCGGCCGGCUUCAGCAACCGGGAACGCUUCCGCACGGCCUUCCGCAUGAAGGCCUACACCCUCCGCCAGAGCUCUGAAGAUUCUGGAGCUCUGGGAGAACCAGCCUUAGAGGACCGGGGCUUCCCCGCAGACAUCCUCCUGGAGGAGAUGAUCCCCACACUGAAACUCGUCAUCAGGGCAGUCAGGAUCAUGCAAUUCCUCUUGAACAAGAAGCGGUUUAAGGAAACUCUGAGGCCUUACGAUGUCAAAGACGUGAUCGAGCAGUACUCUGCUGGACACCUGGACAUGCUCUGUAGAAUCAAAUACCUCCAGACCAGGAUCGACAUGAUUCUUGCCCCUGGACCCCCCCUCACCCCCAAACAAAAGAAAACGCAGAAAACGCCUUUUACCUACCCGCCCAGUCAGUCGCCCAGGCAUGAGACCUACCUAGCCAAAGCUGCCUCCAUGCCAGACACCGAAGACCAAAGCAUGAUGGGUAGAUUUGUCCGGGUGGAGAGACAGGUGGAGGACAUGGAGAAGAAGUUGGACUUCCUGGUGGACAUGCACAUUCAGCACACGGAGCACCUGCAGGUGGACUCCGCCGGCGCCGCCCGCAUGACCCUGGAGGCCUGCGGCGCAGCGCCCAACGGCGAGGUCCGCCGGGUCUACUUCAACUACGCCGAGGCGUUCCCGCACAUGGCGUACCAGGUGCCUGUCAGGGGGGGGCGAGGACCGAGCGCCGAGGGGGUCCGGUUGGCCGGUGGUCGGGGACUUUCAGACCAUCACCCCCCGCCGACGUUGCAGCUCCACCAGCGCCGCCCGACGGCCGCCGUCCCCACGUACGCCGAACGCCCCACGGUGUUGCCCAUCAGCUCGCUGCAGGACUUGUCGGCGGGGCCGGGCAGGACCACGGGGGGGUGUCGGGGGGGCGACUCGCCGCUCUCCCUGCUGUCGGUGAACCACGAGGAGCUGGAGCGCUCGCUGAGCGGGUUCAGCAUCUCCGUGGAGCGGGAGGAGGGCGGGGACUUUUCGAUCGGCGGGGCCGCCGGGGCGGCGCCCGGGGCCGCCGGCUCCUCGAGACCCAGACCCAGCUACCUCGCGGAGGAGGAGACGGACACGGACACGGACCCGUUCACGCCCAGCGGGGGGCCCCUGCCGCUCUCCUCCACGGGGGAGGGCUUCGGCGACGCCGUGUGGAACACGCCGCCCUGAGAGGCGGAAAGUCCACAACUCCCGCGGACCUUGAAUCCAACCCAUGCCUCUAAACCCAAACCAGUUUGGGUCAAAGCCACACCGACGGAAGAGCGGUGGCUCUAAUCCACCUUUAUGCCGCGAGAUCACAAGCGGCGAUGUCGUCGUCGACGAUGACGACGGUCGGAGGGCCGACGCCGAUCUCGUUCACCGGCCGCCGCCGCCGCCGCCCAGACAGACCGCCACGGCGUCGAGAAAAAGAGAAGAUAAAAAAAAAUGGGAAAACACAAUAGUUUGUAAAGUAAAACUCUGUACAGCGCUCUCCUAAAAAAAAAAAAACCUAGCUAAAAAAAGACAAAAAAGAACAUUAACACACGUCCUUAUAUACACCCAAAAGCUUUACUGCUGCAAAGCCAACCGCACUGCAUGUGACGCAUGCGAUUUCUAGUGUAGACACUGCAACGUUCAGGAUAUCAGGAAACGGAGAAAGCGAUUGAAUGGAUAUAUAUAUAUAUAUAUAUAUAUUUACUUGCUAUGCCAUUUUGUAACACUUAUUUUUUUAUAUGAAUACAUUUUUUAGUUUUUUUUUGCAUGGUUUGCAUGAUAAUGUGCCAUCCGAGGGGCAGCGCGGUUAGAGGGCGAUAACGGAGCCAAUCGUUUCCCAUCUGUGUUUAUUGUGUGUGUGUGUGUGUGUGUGUGUGUGUGUGUGUGUGUGUGUGUCGUUUAACUACAUUUGUGGGGUCCAAAUGCCGGACCUACUGCUUGUGGGGUCCGGACAGCUCUUUGGGGCCAAAAUGCUGGACCCUAUAACUUUAAAGGUCUGUUUGAGGGUUAAGACCUGGUUUUAGGAUCAGGGUUAGAACUAAGUCAUGGUUAGGGUGAGGGUAAGGCUUAAAGUUAGAUAUUUAGUUAUGAUGGUUAAAGUUACGGUAAGGGGCUAGGGAAUGCAUUAUGUCAGUGAUGGGUCCCCACAAAGAUAGUGAGACGUGUAUGUGUGUUUGUGUGUGUGUGUGUGUGUGUGUGUGUGUGUAUGUGUGUGUGUGUGUGUGUGUGUGUGUGUGUGUGAGAAUAAGAGAGAAAGAAAGAGGGACUUGUGUAACAAAAACAUUAGUAAUUUGCUGACAGUCGGGUUCACCAUUUCUUUGUUGCUUUUCUCACGUUGUGCUGUCAAAAUCGUGGCUUGAGGGUCACUUCUGUCCAGAAAGCCGAAUUUCUGAUCCUUGUUUUUCGGAUAUUUUUGUUUUCACAACACUGUGCUCUUGAGUUUACUAGUUAAGCUAAGUAGUUGUCACCACUUUAUGCAUAGCAACCUUUUACAGUUG